Molecule: messenger RNA, 1996 nt
Organism: Eublepharis macularius
Lineage: Eukaryota; Metazoa; Chordata; Lepidosauria; Squamata; Eublepharidae
Product: ultra-long-chain fatty acid omega-hydroxylase-like
Exons: 14
Coding region: 273-1868 (531 amino acids)
Molecular function (GO): heme binding; monooxygenase activity; oxidoreductase activity, acting on paired donors, with incorporation or reduction of molecular oxygen
Source: RefSeq, a predicted model, not a curated record
GCUUUUGGUGCUGCAGGCAAGCAGGUGUUUCUUCUGAACAUGCUCGCCAACUGGGAUCAGCAAAGAGAAGCAGAGUGAGAGAACACGGUACUUAUACUAACAGCAGGACACGCUCUGACUGAAGAGAGAGUUGCCUGAAGGAAGCACAGGGAGUGUGCUGGGGUUGACAGCCACAUCCCUAAUGUAAACCCUCCAUCUGAGGAUUUGAGAGAGGUGUGUCAGCUCUAACUAAACGCCGCCUUGCGAGACUGCAAGUUUGAAGGGAAAGCAGGAUGUUGCACCUCACAGACUGGAUACUGGAGACGCUGGUGCUGGACAAGACGCUCUUCCGGACUACGGCUGUUUCUGUCCUGUUGUUUCCUCUUCUGGUUGUGCUCUUCCGUCUCCUCCUGAAGGCCUUUGCUUUUUGCCGCUGCCAUUACAUCAACAGCCAGAGACUGCGAUGCUUCCCGGAACCCCCACAUGCCAACUGGCUCUUGAGACACGCGGGCAUGGUUCUGCCCAACGAGGAGGGCUUGACCGAGGUAUGCAAGCUGGUAGCCACCUUUCACCAGGCCUUUUUGAUGUGGUUGGGGCCCUUCUUGCCAGUCCUGUCUGUGGUUCACCCUGAUUACAUCAAACCCAUUGCAACAGCCUCAGCCGAUAUUGCUCCCAAGGACGAACUCUUCUACGGCUUCCUGAAGCCCUGGCUUGGGGAUGGAUUACUUCUCAGCAACGGGAAGAAGUGGGGACGUCAUCGCCGCAUGCUCACCCCAGCCUUCCAUUUCGACAUCCUCAAGUCCUACAUGAAAAUCUUUAACCAGAGCACAAACACCAUGCACGGCAAGUGGCGCAAGCUAACCACAGCUGGUGCUGUCUCUAUCGACAUGUUUGAGCACAUUAGCCUCAUGACUUUGGACAGCUUGCAGAAAUGCGUCUUCAGCUAUGACAGCAACUGUCAGGAGAGACCGAGUGACUACAUUGCAGCCAUCUUGAAGCUCAGCUCCCUUGUAUCGCAACGGAACCAUCAACCACUCAACCAUUUUGAUUGGUUGUACUACCUGAAAGCCGAUGGGCGCCGCUUUCGUCAUGCAUGUGAUAUUGUGCACCGUUUCACAGCUGAUGUGGUUCAGAAGCGGCGAGUGGCACUUAGCCAAUUGGGCCAAGACGCCUGGCUCCUCUCUAAAAAGGGCAAGACUAUGGACUUCAUAGAUAUCCUAUUGCAAGCCAAGGAUGAAAAAGGAGAUCACCUGUCUGACGGAGACAUCGCAGCUGAGGCUGACACCUUCAUGUUUGAAGGACAUGACACUACAGCAAGUGGGUUGUCGUGGGUGCUGUACAAUCUGGCUCGACACCCCGACUAUCAAGACCAGUGCCGGAAGGAGAUUCAGGAUCUGCUGCAAGGCCGAGAGAUGGAGGACAUUGAAUGGGAAGACUUACCACAGAUGCCAUUCACCACAAUGUGCAUGAAGGAAAGCAUGCGCCUCCACCCACCAGUCACCGCCGUGUCUCGCCGCUGCACUCAGGAUGUGAAACUACCUGAUGGAAAGAUUAUCCCCAAAGGGAAUAUCUGCCUAAUCAGUAUUUUUGGGACCCAUCAUAACCCUGACGUCUGGCCUGAACCAGAGGUGUAUAACCCAUACCGUUUUGAUACUGAGGCCUCACAACAGCAGUCGCCACUGGCCUUCAUGCCCUUUUCAGCAGGACCCAGGAACUGCAUCGGGCAGAACUUUGCUAUGGCUGAGAUGAAAGUGGUCUUGGCACUGACUCUGCUGCGAUUCCGAGUAAAGCUGGAUGAGAGCCGAGCAGUGCGGCGCAAGCCAGAAUUAAUCCUGCGAGCGGAGAAUGGACUAUGGCUGUGGGUGGAGCCGCUGCCUGCAGUAUCGUGAUCAGGAAAAAAGAGAAACAACGCAGCCCAAAAUAAAACUGGAAUUCUCCAAUCCUAGCCUUUGACCUUUAUUGUAGUGCUCAAAAUGGAUCUGACGUGUCACAAUAAAUUUAACAAUAAAUUUGUUCG